UCUACGUUGCGAGGUUAACACCUGAAAGGCAUUCGAUUUCUUUUGGCUGACCCGAACGACAUUUCAGGUGAUCUUGGAAGCCAUAGCUGGGUUCAGGUUGAAUCGUAUCGGAACUGAUCUGCCGAGGAAGAAUUGUGCAGAGAGGGACGAAAACGGCGACGAGAAUGAUCACUGACGGAGUUGAAGACGAAGAGAAGUGGCUUGCUGCUGGGAUCGCCGGUCUCCAGCAGAAUGCCUUCUACAUGCACCGAUCUCUGGACUCCAACAAUCUCAAAGAUGCCUUGAAGUAUUCUGCGCAGAUGCUGUCUGAGCUACGGACUUCGAAGCUUUCCCCUCAUAAAUACUACGACUUAUACAUGCGAGCGUUUGACGAGUUGAGGAAGCUAGAAAUUUUCUUUAUGGAGGAGACGAAGCGGGGUUGCUCAAUAAUCGACUUGUACGAACUUGUGCAGCAUGCUGGCAACAUAUUGCCCAGACUGUACCUUCUUUGUACUGUGGGAUCGGUGUAUAUCAAGUCCAAGGAGGCUCCUGCAAAAGAUAUUCUUAAAGAUCUGGUUGAGAUGUGCCGCGGUAUUCAGCAUCCCUUACGUGGGUUAUUUUUAAGGAGUUAUCUUUCUCAAGUCAGUAGGGAUAAGCUACCUGAUAUUGGUUCAGAAUAUGAAGGAGAUGCAGACACUGUGAACGAUGCAGUUGAAUUUGUACUCCAAAAUUUCACAGAAAUGAACAAACUUUGGGUACGAAUGCAGCAUCAGGGACCUGCCCGGGACAAGGAGAAACGGGAGAAGGAAAGGAGCGAGCUACGUGAUCUUGUUGGAAAGAAUCUGCAUAUUCUCAGUCAGGUGGAGGGUGUUGACCUUGAUAUGUACAAGGAUAUUGUACUUCCUAGAGUCUUAGAGCAGGUUGUUAAUUGUAAAGAUGAAAUUGCUCAAUUUUAUUUGAUGGAAUGCAUUAUUCAAGUAUUUCCUGAUGAGUAUCACUUACAAACCCUGGAUAUUUUGUUGGGUGCCUGCCCCCAACUUCAGCCAUCUGUUGAUAUCAAGACUGUGUUGUCCCAAUUAAUGGAGAGGCUUUCAAAUUAUGCUGCUUCAAGUGCAGAAGUGUUACCAGAAUUCUUGCAAGUCGAAGCUUUCUCAAAACUGAGCAAAGCCAUUGGGAAGGUGAUAGAAGCACAGGCUGAUAUGCCUACAGUGGGAGUUGUAACUUUAUACUCAGCACUUCUCACAUUUACACUUCAUGUUCAUCCAGAUCGUCUUGAUUAUGCAGAUCUUGUUUUGGGAGCAUGUGUGAAGAAACUCUCUGGUAAAGGGAAAAUUGAAGACAGCAAGGCAACAAAGCAGAUUGUUGCCCUUUUGAGUGCGCCAUUGGAAAAAUAUAAUGACAUUGUCACUACAUUGAAGCUAUCAAACUAUUCACAUGUCUUGGAGUACCUUGAUGGUGAAACGAUCAAAGUGAUGGCAACAGUUAUUGUACAAAGCAUAACAAAGAAUAAAACUCAAAUAUCUACUGCCGAAAAUGUUGAGGCAUUAUUUGAAUUGAUAAGAGGGCUUAUCAAGGAUUUAGAUGGAUCUCCUCCUGAUGAGGUUGAUGAAGAUGAUUUCAAGGAGGAGCAAAGUUCUGUUGCUCGUCUUAUUCAGAUGUUGUAUAAUGAUGACCCAGAUGAAAUGUUUAAGAUAAUCUGUACUGUCAAGAAGCAUAUCCUGACUGGAGGAAUAAAGCGUCUGCCAUUUACCGUUCCUGCCCUUGUUUUUUCAUCUCUCAAGUUGGUUAGGCAAUUGCAAGGCCAGGAAGAAAAUCCUUUUGGAGAUGAGACAGCAACUAACCCGAAGAAAAUUUUUCAGCUAUUAACUCAGACCAUUGAGAGCCUUUCAAGUGUUCCAGCCCCAGAAUUGGCGUUUCGGUUGUAUCUACAAUGUGCUGAGGCUGCAAAUGAUUGUGAUUUAGAACCUGUUGCUUACGAAUUUUUUACCCAAGCAUACAUUCUUUAUGAAGAAGAAAUUUCAGAUUCAAAAGCUCAAGUUACUGCAUUACAUUUAAUAAUAGGCACUCUUCAGAAGAUGCACGUUUUUGGUGUUGAAAACAGGGAUACUUUAACCCACAAAGCCACUGGGUACUCCGCAAAGCUUUUAAAAAAGUCUGAUCAAUGCCGAGCUGUUUAUGCUUGCUCGCAUCUCUUCUGGCUUGAUGAUCAUGAUAAUAUGAAGGAUGGUGAGAGGGUGAUGCUUUGCCUAAAGCGUGCAUUAAGAAUAGCAAAUGCUGCUCAGCAAAUGUCGAAUGCAACAAGGGGUAGCACCGGGCCAGUGUCGCUUUUCAUUGAGAUACUGAACAAAUACUUGUAUUUUUUCGAGAAGGGCAACCCGCAGAUCACGGUAGCUACCAUCCAGGGCCUAAUUGAAUUGAUCACAACUGAAAUGCAAAGCGACACUACUAGUCCAGAUUCAUCGGCAGAUGCAUUCUUUGCCAGCACUCUCCGGUACAUUGAGUUCCAAAAGCAGAAAGGUGGUGCAGUGGGUGAGAAAUACGAGCCCAUAAAAGUGUAGCAACUUAAAUUUGAUUGUUGCCGAGAUCGACGGCAUUACGACCAGUUUCUCACCAUAUAUAUAGGUUGAGGGUUAAUUCAGUCUGGUUUUUUUUAUCUGAAGGAACCAGUUAGCUGGAUUCUUUUCGUUCCGUUUCCAGUUAGCGUCUUGCUUCUUUGUUACACUAAAUGUCCCAAGAUUCUAGUUAAAGAGUAAAAGCUUCCUUGUUCUGUAGGAUGUGAGACAAUAGUAAGAAAUGACUUUCAUCACUUCUCUAUUCUGUAAUGUGAGACUGAUACACACUUGGCGUGCUCGUCCGACCCGUCAAGGCAUUUGUGCAUAUUUUUGAACUAAGCUUCGGUUUCGACUUCAGUCAACACUAUAAUAAAUUCCAGACUGGUCUACGUUUUGGAAA
This is a messenger RNA of Cucurbita maxima (winter squash), 2931 nucleotides long. RefSeq names its product vacuolar protein sorting-associated protein 35A-like. The coding region runs from base 165 to 2537 and encodes 790 amino acids. The record is from RefSeq and is a predicted model, not a curated record. Lineage: Eukaryota; Viridiplantae; Streptophyta; Magnoliopsida; Cucurbitales; Cucurbitaceae. Gene Ontology annotation, cellular component: retromer, cargo-selective complex; retromer complex; late endosome. The transcript has 21 exons. Gene Ontology annotation, biological process: retrograde transport, endosome to Golgi; intracellular protein transport.